Rhinichthys klamathensis goyatoka is the source of this 1974-nucleotide messenger RNA. It is a transcript of the gene etf1a, whose product is annotated as eukaryotic translation termination factor 1a. The record is from RefSeq and is a predicted model, not a curated record. NCBI's taxonomy places the organism in Eukaryota, Metazoa, Chordata, Actinopteri, Cypriniformes, Leuciscidae. Gene Ontology annotation, molecular function: sequence-specific mRNA binding; translation release factor activity, codon specific. The coding region runs from base 150 to 1481 and encodes 443 amino acids. Gene Ontology annotation, biological process: cytoplasmic translational termination. Gene Ontology annotation, cellular component: cytosol; translation release factor complex. The transcript is spliced from 11 exons.
UGGUUUCUAUGCUUCUAUGCAGGUAACCAGGAAGUGAACCACUGAAGCUCCUCCUCCCACGUGUAUCCGCAGGAACCGGCGGCGGCGUGACGCGUGUGGAACAGACAGACCGACCGACCAAAACCGGAGGGAGAGAGUCAGGACUGAAGAUGGCAGAUGAUCCGAACGCGGCGGACAGAAAUGUUGAGAUCUGGAAGAUCAAGAAACUCAUCAAGAGUCUGGAAGCGGCGAGAGGUAAUGGGACCAGCAUGAUCUCGCUCAUCAUUCCUCCUAAAGAUCAGAUCUCCAGGGUGUCCAAGAUGUUGGCGGAUGAGUUCGGGACAGCGUCAAACAUCAAGAGUCGAGUGAACCGACUGUCAGUGUUGGGAGCCAUUACCUCAGUCCAGCAGAGACUCAAACUCUACAACAAAGUGCCCCAUAAUGGUCUGGUGGUGUACUGCGGCACCAUAGUGACGGAUGAAGGCAAAGAGAAGAAAGUGAACAUCGACUUUGAGCCGUUCAAACCCAUCAACACCUCCCUGUACCUCUGUGACAACAAGUUCCACACGGAGGCUCUGACGGCGUUAUUGUCGGAUGACAGUAAGUUUGGGUUCAUAGUCAUUGAUGGUAGUGGAGCUCUGUUCGGCACUCUACAGGGAAACACCAGAGACGUGCUGCACAAGUUUACUGUGGACCUUCCUAAAAAACACGGAAGAGGAGGUCAGUCCGCGCUGCGUUUCGCUCGGUUAAGGAUGGAGAAGAGACACAAUUACGUGAGGAAAGUGGCAGAGACGGCCGUGCAGCUCUUCGUGUCCAACGAUAAAGUCAACGUAGCCGGAAUGGUUCUGGCCGGAUCCGCUGACUUUAAAACCGAGCUCAGCCAAUCGGACAUGUUCGACCCGAGGUUGCAAGCGAAAGUGUUGAAGCUGGUCGACAUCUCUUACGGAGGAGAAAACGGCUUCAAUCAGGCCAUUGAGCUCUCCGCUGAAGUCCUGUCCAACGUCAAAUUCAUACAGGAGAAAAAGUUGAUAGGGCGAUACUUCGACGAGAUCAGUCAGGACACAGGGAAGUAUUGUUUUGGCGUGGAGGACACACUGAAGGCGCUAGAAAUGGGAGCCGUUGAGAUUCUCAUUGUCUAUGAAAAUUUGGAGACUAUGAGAUACGUCCUGAGAUUGCAUGGCGCAGAGGUCACCGACUCGGAGAACGAUGAGAAAGUCAUUUAUUUGACCCCUGAACAAGAGAAGGACAAGUCCCACUUCAUAGACAAAGAGACGGGUCAGGAACACGAGCUCAUCGAGGUCAUGCCGCUGCUGGAGUGGUUCGCCAAUAGCUAUAAGAAGUUUGGAGCCACUCUGGAGAUCGUGACUGAUAAAAGUCAGGAGGGGUCGCAGUUCGUCAAGGGUUUCGGAGGAAUCGGAGGUAUUUUGCGGUACCGAGUGGAUUUCGUGGGGUUGGAUUACCAGGGAGAAGAAGAUGAGAUUUUUGACUUGGAUGACUACUAGGUAGUCGAGACCAAGUUUGAGAGAAAUAAGUGCAGAUUUGAGGAAUUCUAGAAAGAAAAAUAUCUCUUUCUUACCGAGAACCUGUGCACUCAAUACUAAAAAAAAAAACAGACAGUUUCAGAAGAGAAGUGUGUCGUCUGUCAAUCAAGUGAACGACAGAGCCAUUCAUGAAUAAUUCAUGAAGCCCCGCCUUAGAGCAUUCUGAUUGGACAGGACUCAUUUUGUUUAUUCUCUUCCCAUUUGAAUUAAAUUCGUAAAAAUAUCUUUCAGACUGUUUGGACUCAUUUUGAAAUGUUUCUUUUUCUUUUUAUCCUCUGUUUUCUGUUCUCCCCCCCAUCUUUUUCCACCCUAAAUCCACCACUAGUUCUCUUCUUUUGAGUUUUUUUUAUUGGCAAUUGCUGCUGCUGUAUUUUAUGACAGUGUGGUAUUUUUUACAUGGGUUUAUGUAAGGAAUGGGGGAGAAACAAAAUAAAUUUGAAAAUGCUGAAACUUC